UAUAUAUUGUAGUUGUACUACAAAAUUAAUGUGGAUUAAGCCCAACUUUGGCCCGGCCCAAAAGUAUCCAUCAAAAAGUUAUUGGGCAAUAACAAGAAUCAAUAAAAGGCCUAAUAUAUUUUUAGCGAGGCCCAUUAAAAAAUCAAUCAGUCGCCAGGAAGGACACAAGCUUCGAGCGGAAGCUGUCAAUCGACAGUCAUCGAAUCGGGAACCACCGCCAUCCGCCAGCCGGAAACUGGCGAACGUUUGCUCGCCGUCAUUCAUCUGUCGGCCAUCUGCUGUCUGUUACGCCACUUGCAGAGUUGUUCCUUUCCCCUCGUUCAGUAGACGCGCCUUCUCCACUUCGAGCUCAUCGAUUUCAUUUCAAGGGAGAUUGGGCAAGAGGAGAUUUGGUAUAUACCAGAGCAUCAGAUCUUCAAUGAGUUCAUCAUCUCCAUCAUCCGUGUUAUCAGAGAAGCAAACUCCACAUGUAGGUAGAAUCCUUGAGGGCAAAAAUGAUGAUCAUGGAGGAGUGAUAGUUGAAAUGGCCUGUGAACCCAUGGAUUCCAUUGCAUUUGCUUCUAUACUCAAAGCCUCACUCUCACAUUGGCAACAGCAGGGAAAGAGGGGUAUUUGGAUCAAAAUCCCGAUUGAGCUUGUGAAUCUUGUGGAGCCUGCUGUUAAGGAAGGAUUCUAUUUUCAUCAUGCAGAGCCCAAAUAUUUGAUGCUAGUGCAUUGGCUUCCUGACACUGCAAAUACACUUCCGGCUAACGCCUCACAUCGUGUGGGUGUUGCAGCAUUCGUCCUGAAUGAAAAGAAUGAAGUUCUGGUAGUUCAGGAGAAUAGUGGGAUAUUCCGUGGAAAGGAUGCAUGGAAGUUCCCAACCGGAGUUGUUGAUGAAGGUGAAGAUAUAUGUAACGCCGCUGUUAGAGAAGUGAAAGAAGAAACUGGAGUCGACUCCAAAUUUUUGGAAGUACUUGCAUUCAGACAGAGCCACAAAGCGUAUUUCGAGAAGUCGGACCUGUUCUUUGUGUGCAUGUUACAACCAUUGUCCUCGGAACUCCAACCACAGGCAGCAGAGAUUGAGGCCGCCCAGUGGAUGCCAUUCGAAGAAUACCUUGCCCAACCAUCUGUCCACAAGCAUGAACUCAUUAAAAAGAUUGCUGAGAUCUGCCAAGCAAAGAUACGCGGAACCUACACAGGAUUUUCACCUAUUCCAACUCCGACUCCUUUUACUGACCGGACAGCGUAUUUGUAUGUUAAUGGCCCAGGUCUCGAUAUUAUUUGA
This is a messenger RNA of Andrographis paniculata, 1267 nucleotides long. Its product is annotated as nudix hydrolase 2-like. The coding region runs from base 29 to 1267 and encodes 412 amino acids. NCBI's taxonomy places the organism in Eukaryota, Viridiplantae, Streptophyta, Magnoliopsida, Lamiales, Acanthaceae. The record is from RefSeq and is a predicted model, not a curated record. The transcript is spliced from 10 exons. Gene Ontology annotation, molecular function: ADP-ribose diphosphatase activity; NAD binding; NADH pyrophosphatase activity.